AUGGAGGACAGGAUGUGUCCGAAGCACGAGAGGCUCCUGGAGCUGUUCUGUAAGAAGGAUCAGAUGUGCGUGUGCGUCCUCUGCACCGAGACGGACCACAGGGCUCACUACACAGUCCCUGUGGAGAGAGAAUGGACAGAGAAAAAGAGCUUCCCGGCCCUCAGCACUCCACCAUCUGUUAAAGACUGGUCAGAGACCAGUGUUCCCACUGACACAUGUGUUGGCAUGAUCAGAAAAUUAGUGUCCAAACUAGAGGCGACGUUGACUGAAAUGAUUGACAAACUGUCUGACAGUGAGAUCAAAAAAGUUCUGAAAUAUACAGUGGAUGUCACUCUUGACCCUGACACAGCUAACCCGUGGUUGCAGCUCUCUCAGGAUAGACAUCAGGUGAGACACCUGGGUGCCUGGCAGGACCUCCCGGACCACCCCGAUCGCUUCGACACGGUGGUUAUAGUAUUGGCCCAUGAGGGCUUCACUUCUGGCAGACACUACUGGGAGGUCCAGGUGGGGGAAAAGGAUGACUGGUACCUUGGUGUGGCGAGGUCAUCUGUUAACAGAAAGGGCAGGAUCUCUGUAAGCACCACCCAAGGCUAUUGGGCUCUGGCCAUGAAGAAAGGCCAGGGAUACAGAGCGUCAACAUCCCCACCAUCACUGCUCUCCCUCGACCCUAAGCCCAAGAGAGUGGGCGUGUAUGUGGACUACGAAGAAGGCCAAGUGUCGUUUUAUGAUGUGAGAGCACGGACCCAUAUUUACACCUUUGAGGAUACCUUCACUGAAAAAAUUCUUCCAUUUUUCUACCUGUACUGCUGUGACAAAGCCUCUGACACCAUCGUCAUCUGUCCUGUGAAUGAGAAACAUCUGAUCAAGCAAAGCUAAGGACAUAAAAACAAAAGUUGUUGUAGCUAUACCCGAUUUAAUUACAUGUGAACUGUAGCUAAAUAUGUUAAUUAUACAUCCUGUGAAUUUGUAGCCAACAUGCUUGUAAAACACAAACCUCAAAUGACGUU
Messenger RNA from Pundamilia nyererei, 1007 nucleotides. RefSeq names its product E3 ubiquitin-protein ligase TRIM39. Bases 1 to 876 code for a protein of 291 amino acids. Gene Ontology annotation, molecular function: protein binding; zinc ion binding. The record is from RefSeq and is a predicted model, not a curated record. Lineage: Eukaryota; Metazoa; Chordata; Actinopteri; Cichliformes; Cichlidae. The transcript is spliced from 4 exons.